Diabrotica virgifera virgifera (western corn rootworm) is the source of this 4656-nucleotide messenger RNA. RefSeq lists its product as uncharacterized. Bases 890 to 1381 code for a protein of 163 amino acids. The transcript has 2 exons. Gene Ontology annotation, molecular function: sequence-specific DNA binding. Lineage: Eukaryota; Metazoa; Arthropoda; Insecta; Coleoptera; Chrysomelidae. The record is from RefSeq and is a predicted model, not a curated record.
AAAUAUACUAUAAAACUUUAUUAACGUAUCUGUAUAUAAUUUAGGACUUUUUAUAAUAAAAAACAACAGCUGACUAACUAGAAAUUAAUAUAAUAUGAAUAUUUGUAAAAAAACCAAAAAUUUUAGAUUUUAACUGGGAAAAAAAUAACCUACUAUAAUUAAUUUUUAUCAGUUUCAUAUUUAAUAUUUGUAUAUAAUAUUUUGUCAUCGACUGAUUUUAACAUCUGCAUUUCAGGAUCAAAUUCUUCACACAAUUCUUUCGCAUUUUACAUUAGAAACACGUAAACACAACAUUUUUUGUUUUGCAAAGUUACAUAUGCUUAGAUAUUUUAGUUUUCCAUCGUUAGCUUCUAAUAGGCUCACCGAAUGCCAUAACUCUUCAAUAACACCUGAUAUACUGCUUGCACUGCUACUUGAAGUCUACAAGUUUGUUACACCAGAAUCCAGUUUCCAGUUUCAUUUCGCUGUAAAAUGCAUCAUCUACGUCCUGAAUCUUAUUUUCGGUAAUGACAUUGGGAAAUUGUAACAAAAUGUCUGAGAACUAAUUUAGAAAUGGGGUAAAUACUAUAAAAAGCAAAUUUUAUUUCAGUCAUAACAAAAUGUUGAAAUAUACCAAAAAUUUACUAAAAAAUAUUGCCUAUAUACUAGAAUUUUUUAAACAAUAUCAAAAAUCUACCAAAAAAGUAGAAAUCUACUAAAUGUGGCAACUCUGUUGCAGUUUCUGCAGAUGCGAUGACAUGCGCAUUUGGAAAAGUCUUUAGUGGCGCCACCUUUCCAGUUUAGUCAAGAAUUAAAGAGAAUGAACCGUAAUUACCAUUAAGGAUAACGGUGCAUGCAUAAGCGUUUUAGUUAUUUGGUCAAACUUUUACAUAUUUUUAAUUUUUAAAUCAUGGAAGAAGUAAAAAAACCUUCUUACAAGUAUUGUAUGGUACCACAGUGUAAAAACACAACUAGAAGUACACCCAAUAAAUUAUUUUUUCGGAUUCCAAACGAUAGGAAAUUAAGAAAACAAUGGUGCAAAAUGAUGAGAAGAGAUACUGUUUCUCCGGCAUCGUGUUUAUAUUGUUGUGAAGAUCAUUUUAAUGUUAAGGAAGAUACAGCAAAUUAUAUUGAAUACACAAUCAUGAAAGAGCAGGGUGAAAAAUGUUAUUUACGCCUGAAGAAAGGAGUUGUGCCUCAUACAUUCUUGUGCCAAAAACGGAACAUGCCGCUACCAGCUGAGAGAAUGGGUGCAGUUAAAAGACAAAAAUUAACCCUGGUGAAUGAAGCCCUUUCCAAGUUUGCCGUUGGUGGUAAUUGUUUAGAAACGGUGGUAAUCAAGUGGAGCCCAGCACUUCUCAUAUUGAAGACAAAUUACCAAAGGACAAGUCUGUGCAAGUAAAUAUUAAAUCAAAUUACAGAAGUAAAGGUGUAAGUGUUAAUAUAUCAACCGAAAGUAAAAAUGUAGCACUGUCACCAUUGUCUAUUUCGACAAAAAAUAUAGGAACUUCACCAAUAAAACAAUAUGCCUUAAAACGAAAAUUGUUUACAGAUAACCCAGCUGAUACUUCUUUAUCAUCUAAUUCUUCUAUACCAUCAGCUGAAUCAAGUUGUAAUAAGUUAAGCUCAGUGCAAGAUGAUUCAGAGGAUGAGGAAUGGUUAAGUUCAGAGGAUGAUGAAGGUUUCAAAAAUGUAAUGCGUAGUAGCAUGCUAACUGCUAUUACAAAAGAGCCAAAAAUGUUGCUAGGAUUACCUAAACAAUCCUAUCACUUAAUAAAACUGUUAAGUGAUAAUAUCCCGCUUCGUACCAUAGAUAUAUUAAUAACCCUCAAGAAAAUUAAAUUAAACUAGUCCUUUAGUAUAUUGGUAUUACAAUUUGGGUAUUCGCAAAGUACUAUUAUUAGAGUCUUCUCUAAAAGUGUACCACUUAUUGCAACAAAACUGAAAGACUUGAUUGUGUGGCCAACACCAUCAGAAAUUUUUAAAAAUUUACCUAUAUCUUUCAGAAGUAGGUAUGCAAAUGUUAUUUCUAUUAUUGAUUGCUUAGAAAUUGAGAUAGAAAAGCCAUCAGAUGCAGUCCACCAAUCACUUACUUGGUCAGAGUACAAAAAAUGUAACACGUUAAAGUAUUUAAUUUCAUGUACGCCAGAUGGUUUGAUCAAUUUUAUCUCUGACGGAUAUGGUGGAAGGGCUACCGAUCUUUUGAUAGUACGAGAUUCAAACUACUUAGAUUGUUUGCCCCCUAACAAGGCAGUGAUGGCUGACAGAGGAUUCAAAGACAUAACAUGUUUGUUGGAAGCAAAAAAAUGUACCCUCAUACGACCACCUUCUGUCUCAAAGUCUACGCCAUGUACUAAGAAUGAAGUAAAGCUAUCAAAGCAGAUAGCAGCAUUAAGGAUACAUAUUGAACGGGUAAUAAAUAGGUUAAGAGAAUUUCGUAUGUUACUUCCUUGUGUGGACCAUAAUUUAAUUCCUAUCAUAGAUCAUGUUAUAAUAAUAGCUUGUGGAUUGGUAAAUAUGCAGGAUGUUUUAAUAAAAAAAUAAAUCAUCAUCAUCGGGCAUUUUAUUGAGUUCUCAUUUGUUUCGGGUACUUGUCAUAUGUCAUAUAAUAUUAAUAUAUCUACAUCAUAUGCAUAAUUCCCAUAUACCAAUAACGUAUGAUGUAGAUAUAUUAAUAUUAUAUGACAUAUGACAAGUGGCCGAAACAAAUGAGAUGCAAUAAAAAAGCCCUAUUCUCUCUGCCAUUAUGCAUUUCUCCAUAAGUUUCUAUCUUUGGUCAUAUAAACAUCAAUCCCCUUUACCAACAUGUCCUACUUAAGUGUCUCCACCCAGGUCUUCUUCUCCUACUCUUUCCAGGAAACCUCAGUUCAGCAAUUCUUCGUAUUGGGUGAUUAAUGUCUCGACAUUAAACAUGACCAAACCAUCUUAACCUAUGCUCCCUCAUGUUAGCAUUAAUUGGUGCGACUUCCCCUAAUACACUCAUUCCAAAUUUUAUUCUUUUUAAACGCUUUUAUUUAGUUCUUUGCGUCAAAUCUUUAGACGUUAAUUUGACUGCCUUUUCUUCAAUGCAAAUGAAUGAAAAUUUGCAGACAUAUGCAUUCGCGGGAACAAUACACGAAUUUUUUAAUAUUUUUUUUAUGUUUAUUAAUUGUUUAAAUAAAAAAACGAUUUUAAUCGAAAAUUCUUAAAUUAUCUUGUUUUUUACAAUGUAAAAUCUUGAAACUUUUACGGAUUGUAGCUAAUGAUAUGAACUAUACAUAAUUUCACUUUUUACGUUAAUUGUUUACGUUAUGCUUCAUAAAUAAACAAUACAGUUUCAAUUUUUUUGCCAAUUCCGACUACUUUUCAUGUUAGUACAUCCUAUGUUUUAUACAUAUUUUAAUAAACAUGACGAUAUAUUUAAAUGUUUGAAAAGUGUAACACUAAAAAGUAAAAAAUAAAAAAAUAUGAAAAAAACAUUUUUAAGAAACGCUUUACUUUAGUUACGAGUGACUAAAAUUUAAAUUAUUAUAAAAAAAUCAACGAAAAAGCAAAAAAUAACAAAAAUUGAAAAUAUCUAACAUACUCGUUAAAGAAAAGCGUGGGGCGAAAACCGUUUAUUCGAUGAAGACGCGCCACGCUUUUCUUUGGCGAAUGUGUUAGAUAUUUUCAAUUUUUUUUUUAUUUUUUGCUUUUUAGUUGAUUUUUUAUAUUUUAAAUUUUAGUCACUCGUAACUAAAGAAAAGCGUUUCUUAAAAAUGUUUUUUUCAUAUUUUUUUAUUUAUUACUCCACUCAUCCAUCUAAGUAUUCUCAUUUCUAACAAUGUAUUCGUUGUUCCUCUAUCUUUUUAAUAAAAAUGAAUGUAUAUUUAAAUUUAUACAGGCCAAUCAAUCUGGUUAAAUGAUAAAGAAGUGUCAGCUGUGUUAUAACGGAAACCGAAUAAAAUUUCGGCGAUCUGUAUCAAACUUCAACAUCGAAGAGAUAUUUUAGUAAACAGUUGUUUGGAUUUUUAUAAAUACCCUAUGGUAUGUAAAAAAUAAUAUUUUAUCAGGCAUGAACUCUAAAUAGAAAUGGUGUAAAGAAAUGGAACUUUGCUUGAGAAUACGAAGACGAUUAACAGAACAUCCCAACUAUUUAGCAAUAAAUGUAACGAGACAACCAGUUAGAUGCAGGCUUUAGAAUCUACCAGUAUAUUGAAGAGUAUCAACACAAACAUAAGCUAUGUACAAUGUUAGCAAACAACAACCUCAGGAUGACAUAUCUCCAAAUAUUCUAAUAUUUGAACUUGGAUCAAUAAUUAAAGGGUUUAUGGAGUAAAUGUCAACUAUGUUAAACCUCCUAAAAUGACUGUAACAUACAGUCAAUGGACCAAUGGACUGACCCAACAUUAUUAUCAGACAUGACAUUGAUAUAAUGAUAAUAAUAUGUGAAACUGGUUUCACAAGUAGAAGCUGAUUUAAAAUACUAAACUAAAUAACCUAGAAUACCACACACCCAGCUUAUAGUGGAGCCUGUAGCCUGUAUUAUAAUCAAGAACAAUAAAAAACUAAUUAUAAAUCAGCAGAAAGAAACUAUCAAAUACCUUACCUUGCAAUUUACUUUGACCAAAAAUCAAACUGAAAAAUACAUAUUAAUCACAUUUAUUGUAAUCUUGUAAAUAUAUUGGGAAGUCAAAAUAAAAAACAUGUAUGUUUAAA